Alternaria alternata is the source of this 453-nucleotide messenger RNA. RefSeq lists its product as hypothetical. NCBI's taxonomy places the organism in Eukaryota, Fungi, Ascomycota, Dothideomycetes, Pleosporales, Pleosporaceae. The record is from RefSeq and is a predicted model, not a curated record. The transcript has 2 exons. The annotation marks the transcript as partial.
ACUAACCGCACAGUGCCCACCCUCUUCAGCACCUCUCUACCCCCCUGUGGCCUCCUCCCCCAACUCGCCUACGACAACCUGGUCCACCGCCUCCGCACCCUCUGGCUCUCGCGCUCUCAAGACCCCUCCUCCGUUAACCUCUCCGUCCUCAGCCUCUGCCGCAUAGUCCUAGCGGACCUCAAGACCGAAGAAGACCAACCCGUUUCGCAAGCCCUCAACCCCUGGCGCCGCUCCUCCGUCUUCGCAUACGAAGUUCGCUGGGCGCGGUAUUUUGUCCGGGAAGCGGAGACCAUGGAUAAGCGACCGAGGAUGACGGAGAAGCAAGCCGAUAAACAGGAUUUCAUGGAUCGCAUGUAUCCUAUUCCCAAGGAAUUGAAGAUUGUGGUGGCGAAUAGGAAGAAUCAGAAGCAAGUGCUCGAUCUAUGGAAGGAGUGGCAUCAUGGGAAGAGGGGC